AUUGUUAAAUGGGUUUAAACUUAGCCUUGUAACAAAAAAAUAAGCUUUUUGAAAUUAGAUACUUUUUCACACUUCUGUUUCCAGUCACAUCCAUAUUUUGGAGAAGUCACUUCUUGUCAAAGUCAAAGUCACUGUCACCACACCAGGGUGUUGAGUAUGCAUUGCUUAGGGAUUUAAUGAUUUAAUGUGAAGCAUAAAGGUGAAUAUGGGAAAUUCUAGAAGAUUUAAAGUGUUUGUUACACGGGUGUCACCAUGGGUUCUUAUGGGUUAAGUUUGCUCUUAAAAAUAUGAAAAUGGACAGUUUUUCCCCCCCCAUUUUGGUCUGUUGCUUAACACAUGGCCAUUGGGGGGCAGCAGUGUGCCACCUAGACGCAGCGUGGUCUGGCAGAAUUAAAGACGGCGAAGAAGAAUAAAAUUACGUACUUCCUGUAGCCCAGCCGCCACCGCCGGGUCAUGUUGGUGUUCUCAGAGAAGAAAGGAAUCAAACUUUAGCUGACAGGCAAGAUUAAAGCGCUUGAGCCAACACGGGAACAAAGCGACAGCGAAGUGCCGAGUGACUCGUUAACCUUUAUUCACGUAACUUGAGAGAAAAGCUCAUUGGGUUUUCAGGUCGCGUUGCCUCAGAAGAUACCGCUAUGGCCAAGGUACAAGUGUUAAAUGUUGCUGUGCUGGACAACCCGAGCCCAUUUGGAAAUCCGUUUCAGUUUGAAAUAACGUUUGAAUGCAUGGAGGAUUUGCCGGAAGAUCUGGAGUGGAAGAUCAUCUAUGUGGGUUCAGCUGAGAGCGAAGAAUACGACCAGGUUCUGGACUCUGUUCUAGUUGGCCCUGUACCAGCUGGCAGACACAUGUUUGUGUUUCAGGCUGAUGCUCCUAACACAGGGCUGAUUCCAGAGAGUGAUGCCGUAGGAGUGACUGUAGUCCUUAUAACCUGCACCUACCGUGGACAGGAGUUCAUCCGCAUCGGUUACUAUGUCAACAAUGAAUACACGGACCCUGAACUACGGGAAAACCCACCUCUUAAACCAGACUACACUAAGCUCCUGAGGAAUAUUUUGGCCUCCAAUCCCCGUGUCACUCGCUUCCACAUCAACUGGGACGGCUCAGCAGACAAGAUGGAGGACAGCGAAAAUGUUGACCCGUCCCCCAACAUCAGCGGAAUGCUCCCACCAUCCUGUAUACCAGGAAAGAUGCCCCCUCUUGGACUGAUGCCGGACAACUCAAUGGACUGCAUGUAAGAAUCAUCGGAUUAAGAUAAUGGAUAAGAAGCUCUUAUUAUCUGUACACUCACCCACACCGCAAACACACAAUUGGACAAGGAGGCCAUGGAUAUAACACAUGGACAUAAAAAGGCAGCAGGGAUGUGGCAGCAGUGACAUCAUGUCUAUACAGCAUACACAAAUGACAUGGAUCUGGAAUUUUUCCAAACCAUUUUGUCUCUUGUCACAGUUUUUCAACACACGCAUACCUGAACAACCAACAUUGCCUUAUUUUACCAUAUCUCUGUCUCGGGUAAUGUCAAAACUGAGCCAGAGAAAGUUUGAGUCAUCAGGGCGGAGUUCUACAGACCACCACAUCCUCACAGCCCUGAGACUGGCAAGUCAUACUGGUACACUGAUGUUGACCUGUUUGGUACCCAUAUUGUGCUGUUCAUUUUGUCCUCUUGAGCACAGAUCAGUUCUAUGGGCAGUGCUACGUAUGUCAGAAUAGAAGGCACCAGCUGCUUAUAACAAAGCAUUUCAUUGUUCUUAAGGUUUGUCUCUUCUGAUGUAAAUUUGUAGGAUCUAGAUUACCUGUGGAAAAAGAUAUUGGGUUUGAAAUAAAGAACCAUGUUCUGAAGGCCUGUUGCAAGAGGUAGCAUUUUAUGCUGUUUAUUUGAUAGCUAAAGCUUAAAUUACAGAUAACUUUGCCUCUUCAGACAGGCAUCAGUACAGAUGAUGUUCUUUAAAAUAUUACAUAAAAUGUCUGUUAUUAUACACAAAACAUUAGGUGGUUCUGCAGGUCUAGGCUUACUGUAAAUAAUGUUUUCCCAGCGCUUAUUUUGUCUUCAAGAUAAGAAGGCAUGUUUUCUUUUUGUACUUAACUAUAUAUUCUCUGUCUCAGUAUUUGUAAUAGUGGCGGAUUUAAUAAAGUUUGUUUUGUGGA
Messenger RNA from Centropristis striata (black sea bass), 2142 nucleotides. It is a transcript of the gene asf1bb, whose product is annotated as anti-silencing function 1Bb histone chaperone. Gene Ontology annotation, molecular function: histone binding. Gene Ontology annotation, biological process: DNA replication-dependent chromatin assembly. The coding region runs from base 636 to 1235 and encodes 199 amino acids. The transcript is spliced from 4 exons. Gene Ontology annotation, cellular component: nucleus. The record is from RefSeq and is a predicted model, not a curated record. Lineage: Eukaryota; Metazoa; Chordata; Actinopteri; Perciformes; Serranidae.